AUGGGUCCCACUCGUCAUGUUGAUACUAACAUCGAACAAAAGGUUGACGAAUUUGUCAAACAAGUUGACUUGGUGCAAUUGUAUUCGUUAACUGAAGGUAUUGAACCUGUGUUGGCAAAAACUUCUGGAAAAAACAGUCCUGUUAGUAGACCGUCAAAUUGCUUCUUCCAAUUUAAAAAAGUUGUCUCUAAAUAUGCUGCUGAAAAGCUUAUUCCGGGUCACAAUGAUCAAAAUAUACUUUCAAAAGCUCAAUCGAGACUUUGGGCUUCGCUCUCCAAUGAUCAAAAACGCCCUUUUAAGAAACUUGCUGAGGAAGCCGUAAGAGCUCAUAAGGAAAUGUACCCUGAUUAUGAGUUCCAUCCUCAUAGAGACAAAUCUGUCCUAAAAAUUAAAAUUAGUGGUUCAAAUGGUGGACAAUCUAGGAAGAAGAAGAAUCCGUCGGAAAAACCAGAUCAAAAAAAUCAGAAUCUUGUAUUUAAUCAAGAUUCUACCUCAAAUUUAAAUCUCGAAUCGAAUAGGGGGGAUUUCGAUAUCGUGACUAAUCUUGCGGAGGAUGUCAGUAGGCAAAAUGCCUACAAUAAUAAUAGCACAAUUGCGCUUCCUAUCAUCGAUGAAUCUAACUCAUGUAUGGGGAGUCAGAGUCAAGAUCAGAUGAUAGAAUUUCAGGACCAACCAUUUUUGUAUAUUGUUCAUAGUCCUGAUGGUUUAAGCGCACCUCAAUAUAUUACUUCUCCAAUCAGUCCUGCAAUCUCUGAUUGUUCUAGUAAUAUAUUUAAUAUAAUAUCGAGUUCGGAAUUUUCAUCUCCUUAUCCAUCACCAAAUUCCCAAAUUGGAGAAACUUUUGAUUUUCAAUCCGUUCCUUCCAUGACUACCGUGCCUACAAUAGAACAUGAUUUACAAAUGGUACCUAGCAUGGAUCAAGCGACAACUCCAUUAACUUGGCAAGUACCUGUCGCUGAUAAUAAUAAUAUGCUGGAUAGCAAUAAUGGUUUGAUGAUAAAUGUGAAUAAUAUAAUUCAUAGUACAUCUAAUCCUAGUUCACCAGCAUUAUCUUUUUGCGAAAGCAAUUUUAGCAUACAAGCAUCACCAAAUCUAGAGAACAUGGAAAAUUCUUUUAUGAACAAUUAUACAAAUGAUUUCCCAUUUUGUUCAGAACUUAUCUCAGACCCUAAUAUCAUGGACCCUAAUAUCAUGGAUUAUUUUGACCAAAUAAUUUGA
Molecule: messenger RNA, 1218 nt
Organism: Cetraspora pellucida
Lineage: Eukaryota; Fungi; Glomeromycota; Glomeromycetes; Diversisporales; Gigasporaceae
Source: the annotation of a GenBank genome assembly